GAUAAGUAUAAGACCCCCUGCAAGAAUGCCAUCACAUUGGGAAAAACAAGUCAUUGUGUUGCCUUGCCUUGCCUCGGUCGAGUCAGCUCCAGAAUGCAGAAACUCAUCCUUCCCGUUCUCCUGGCAUCCUUCUGGACACUCUGCACAGGAUCAGAAAACUGGUGCUACCAGUCCCAGUUCGCCUGUGAUCAUCAGUGCAAUGCGCCAGACAAUUGGAACCACGCCAACAACAACUGUGAAGGAAGAAACCAGUCGCCCAUCAACAUCGUCACCAGAAAGACUUUGAAAGAUGAGCGACUGACUCCUUUCCAGUUCGACAACUACCAGCAGAUCUUCAGAGGCUCGAUCAAGAACAACGGCCACUCGGUUCAGGUUGGAGUUCCUCACCUGAGCACGGUCUCAGGUGGAGGCCUGGCGGGCAGCUACAAGGCUGUGCAGUUCCACCUGCACUGGGGCAACAACGGAGGGCCUGGCUCCGAACACACCAUUGAUGGGGAGCAGUAUCCCAUGGAGCUGCACAUUGUUCACAUGAAGCACCAGUACACUGAUCUGACAACAGCGCUAUCAGACACACAGGGAGUUGCAGUCCUUGGGUUCUUCUACGAGAGGUCCGAUAGUGCAAACCGAAAGUAUGACCCCAUCAUCAACGCUCUGCGAAGCAUCAAAACUGCAAAUGGCAAUACGUCUCUGCCUCCCAUCUCCCUGGCACAACUAAUCCCAGCUGAGAAGAAUAUGACCUCCUAUUACCGCUACAAGGGCUCUCUGACCACCCCAGGGUGCAAUGAGGCUGUGGUUUGGACUGUGUUUGAGAAUCCCAUCCCUCUGAGCAACGAACAGCUGCGGGCGUUCUCCGAGCUCAAGUUUAAGGAUGGCAAGCCAAUGGUGGAGACCUUCAGGCCGGUCCAGCCCCUGAACGGUCGCCAGGUGUACCGGUCGGGAGGCGCGGUGAUCCUGGCCAGCUCCGCCAUCCUCCUGGCCGCCAUCGCCACGGCCUUGAGACUGUCCCAACCUAACUAGAGCGAGGCAUCCCGUGCUGCACUGCGACAUUCAUGGACACAAUAAGUUCUGUUAUCACUCCUAGGCUGAACCCUGGUUUGUGACAUCUUCAUCGCAUGGUUGCCUAAGAUGAUCGACCACGUCGUAGUGCAGGCAGGCAUGACUCACCUGGUGUUCCUCCCUUACAACACAGAUGACAAAGGCGUUCGAGGAACGUCUUACGAAAGGUGCUGUGAGGGUUCGAUCAGCAUUCGUGCAUGCGUAGUGAAGCAGUAGGUCUUAUUUCAGCAUUAUGAAUGUGCCAUAAAGCAGGUUACCAAGCACUCAACAUCAGAUCUUUUAGUCAUGCCCUAAUUUUUCACAGCGUCAUCCUAUAAACACUAGCACACACUCGUACGCUUUUGAUCCUCCUUGUCCAAUGUCAGGUAAAUUUAGUCUCUGCUUCAUGUCAGUGCGAGUCGCCGAUGGUUUGCGCUCUGAGUGCCAAUGUCAGCCCCAUGGCCUGGCACGUGACGCGUUGUUCUCAAUGGGGCAUGUGAACGGCACGGAGCUAUUAAUAGCAGAACUGAGUCAAAUACACACGCUCCAUUUCAAAGCCAGCGGUCAAAGGAGUCAGCAGUUUGGCUUUUCUUUCAAAGUCCAGGAGCACGCAGCGCGACCGUCAGGUGAACCCCACACGGCCGCUUGGUCAGCAGUUGGUCUGGGAAAGCGGGGGGAGGGCGAGGGGAGUGAGCUCCUUUCUCCGCGGGAAUCCAGUGUCAGAAGCAGAGCUGCAGUCUAUCACCUCCCAGAGUCAGAGGCUAAUGACACCUGAGACAAAGAUGAAGCUGCAGGGAUGCUAACGCUAAUAAAGUCUGGUUCCAGAGGGAGGAGGGAGCAUCUGCAGCGUGACGAGACAGAAACACUUUUGAGAAUCAACCUGCAUACAAAAAAACGUCUCCAAACCAUUAUUUUUCAUGCAUCUCAAAACACUCGCAUGAAUCCGCAUGUCUCGAUGUUCCAGAUGUUCAUAAUGAGCAAUAAGCGUCCGUAGCCACUGGAGUGAAGCUGCACACACAUAAACCGUGCUUGCCAAAAUUCAUACGCACACACCUCAGGCACUCCAUUUCCCAUUUUUGACCCGUGAAGUUCAGUGAGCUUUAUCUUGAGAACAUGUGACCGUGUUCAUGGCUUGUAUUACAGGGUCUCGGAUGCACUGAAUGUUAUCGACUGUGAAUUACACCCCACUGAGUUCUCACUCAUUUAUUCAGGAGGACUCGUUAUGUAUUCUAGAGAGAGAUCUGUGCAAUUUGCCAGCAAGACUUAUUGUGAUGAUCGAGCAAAGGGAUCUGUAUAUUUUCCAUUGUUUCAUAAGGCAUCAAGUUUCUAUGCUGUGUCAUUGUACACAUGUAUUUAUGUACUGAAUGUGUAUAUUGAUAUGAGAAGCACAGUUAUUGUUAUUUAUGUAUUGCAAAGUUUAUAUAUAUAUAUAUAGUGUUGAAUGCAAACCCAUAUAUGAAGCAUCAAGUUGUUCAUGACCAAUCGAGUUUACUUGUGAUGUUCAAGUGUAUGAGAUCGUCAGGUUGUAAUGCUUGAACGUGUCAUAAAUAAUAUGGAGAAUGUGUUCCAACUGACCAAAAGAAUAAACUACUUACAUGUCUUUUUAA
Molecule: messenger RNA, 2642 nt
Organism: Sebastes umbrosus (honeycomb rockfish)
Lineage: Eukaryota; Metazoa; Chordata; Actinopteri; Perciformes; Sebastidae
Gene: ca4a
Product: carbonic anhydrase IV a
Exons: 8
Coding region: 94-1017 (307 amino acids)
Cellular component (GO): plasma membrane
Molecular function (GO): zinc ion binding; carbonate dehydratase activity
Source: RefSeq, a predicted model, not a curated record